Molecule: messenger RNA, 2961 nt
Organism: Conger conger (European conger)
Lineage: Eukaryota; Metazoa; Chordata; Actinopteri; Anguilliformes; Congridae
Gene: nags
Product: N-acetylglutamate synthase
Exons: 8
Coding region: 16-1719 (567 amino acids)
Biological process (GO): L-arginine biosynthetic process
Cellular component (GO): mitochondrial matrix
Molecular function (GO): arginine binding; L-glutamate N-acetyltransferase activity, acting on acetyl-CoA as donor
Source: RefSeq, a predicted model, not a curated record
ACCAAAGAAGAGAGCAUGGCAAAAGUCAACACUGGCACCUCCAGCCGUCGAGCCAUGAUCAUAGCCGGUAAACUUCUGUCCCAGCCUACAGCACCGAUCCUAAACAAGAGUCGACGGGUGUUCCCGGAUUUGCAGCGGCACAUGAGCUCUCGGGGCGACGCGGGUCACCGGAGCAAAAUCCCGGCUUGUCUGGCCCAGCCGGACGGGCCGGGGUCCCUGGCUGCCGCCGACCGUCAUGCGCUGUCAAACCGCACGCUCAUUUACCGGGACGUGAAGGCAUUUCUCAGCGAAAUCGGCGGAGACCCAAGGGAAGCCCGCUACUGGCUAACGCAAUUCCAGAAAGCAAAUGUAUCGCAAUCUCCUGCUUUUGCGGUAAUUGAGGUGGACCCGUCGGUGUUCGAGAGCAGGGAGAUGCUGCAGAGCCUGGGGUUCGGGCUCUCCUUCUUGCAGCGGAUGGAUAUGAAACCCGUGGUGGUGAUGGGGCUGGCGCCGGCGGACGAGGCCCUGGACCCCAGGUCCAGUCUGGUCCAGCACUGCCAGGCUCUCAGCGAGGUGCUUCAGAACAACUCGGCCAGUGUCAUGCCCUUCUUCAGCUCCGAGGUCCUCCUCCUCGUUCAGGACACGCCGGCGGACUCCAGCAGUAGGCCCUCCGUCUCGGCGGAGGAUGGUAGACCUUCCCUCUUGGAGGACGGCAGUAGACCUUCCCUCUUGGAGGACGGCAGUAGACCCUCCAUCUUGGAGGACGGCAGUAGACCUUCCCUCUUGGAGGACGGCAGUGGACCCUCCAUCUCGGUGGACAGCGGGCUGCUCCAGUGGACCCUGGACUGCGGGGCCAUUCCGCUGGUGUGCCCCGUGGGCCGCACCGUGCCCGGCCGAUCGGUGGUGCUGGAUUCUGUCGACGUCACCGCCGCCAUCGCCCAGGUCCUGCGGCCCCUCAAACUCAUGUUCCUCAACAGCUGGGGCGGCAUCCGGAACCAGGGCCACAAGGUGCUGGGUCAGGUGACCCUGCCCGCUGACAUGCCCAUGUUGUCACGGGCGACGUGGCUCGACGCCGCUGAGCUCCAGCGGGUGGUCGCUAUCGACCGGGUCCUCCACCAGCUGCCCUGCGAGUCCUCAGCAGUCAUCACCUCUGCGAACACGCUGCUGACGGAACUGUUCAGCCACAAGGGCUCGGGCACCCUGUUCAAAAACGGAGACCCCAUUCACAGGUACACCAGUCUGGACGACAUCGACCUCCAUCGCCUCGUCGGCCUGAUCAACAAGUCGUUCGGGAAGACGCUGAACGAGGACUACAUCGCCUCCCUAAAGGGAAGGCUGCACUCCAUCUACCUCUCUGAAGAGUACAGCGCGGCGGCCCUCAUCACGGUGGAGCCGGUGGGCGGCGGGGCCCUGUACCUGGACAAGUUUGUGGUGAGCAGCAGCAGGCAGGGCCAGGGCACCAGCCAGAUCCUGUGGGAGAGCAUCCGGCACGACCUGGGCAGGCUGUUCUGGAGGUCCCGCGCCACCAAUCACAUCAACCCCUGGUACUUCAAACACUGCGACGGAAGCUUCGUUAACGGCAGCUGGAUCGUCUUCUGGUUUGGGCUGUCCGACAUCCGCGAGUCUUACGCGCUGGUGGAGUACGCCAAGCGCGUGCCCGACUCCUUCCUGGCGACGGCGCUGUCGGAGGAGGACCCCCCCAGUCCUGCCCCCCGUGGUCCUGAGCCCCACGCUCACUGAGAUCUCACCGGAGCCGCGUGGCCUCGCCGUUCGAGAAGAGGAGCCCGGAGCGCACAUUCUAACACUGCCGCGUAGUUUUAAACCCGAUUUGUCUUAAGCAGUGCCUUUACAGCAACCGUUCUUACAAGAACGCCUGUUGUCCUCGUUUUAUUUAUUUUUUUUAUCUCGUAUUUUCAAGGCAUUACCGAAUGCAUUUCUGUUACUUAAGCUAGCCAACGUGAAAUGCUAUCUCUUAAAAAAAGCUAGCUCAGUGCCGAGGUCAGUGGUCUUCAUUCGUGGUUCUGGAGAGCUGCAGGGCGUGCUGGUUCUUGUUCUUGUACUUAAUUGAUCGAUGAAGGCACUUGAUUACACAGUUGACUCGCCUCACCUGGUUUUUCGGAUUCUGAAUUGGCUGCUGCUAUUUUGGCGACAAAACGAACAAAAAACCCAGCACACCCUACCCUCUCCUGGACCAGGAGUGAAGACCAUUGACUUCGGUACCUGAACUUUCACAUUCCUUUCCUGAAACCCGAAUGCAAAACUUUUGUCAGUUUUUGAAAGCAGACAUUUUAAGACUGGACCUCUGCAUGGCACCAUUACACGAGUGCGUGGGUCUUCAACACUUUUGGGUGAGUUUAUAAGUGGGCCACCUAACCCAACAGCAGCCCUUGCGCGAAUGUGUGCCAUGAAACUGGAUCCCAGUUUUUGACAUUGACAGAGGUUUGUCUUAAAAUUUUAUGUACACUAUAACCGCAGUAAAGAAUUUAAAAAGGGUGGGAUAUGGAAGCAGCAGAUAUAUGAAACUUCACCGGUGAACUGGUAUGGUAGUAAAAUCUGCUUACUGUUUGUGAGCCAAUUACAGGGGCAUUAAUGCAAGUAUUUUUACACACGUCUGGCUUGAAAUGUCAGUGUGGGAUAUAGAUUACACAUUUUCAGGUGUCAUUUUUUAGGCAGUUUUUUUAUUUUUCCUCGAGUCCAGAAUACUUUUGGAUGUUCUCACAAAUGUCUUUACCUAUCUGAGUUACUUUUAUGCUGAAAGUAUAGCAGCGUACACUCCGGGACUUGGACGAGCUCGUGAAAUGUAUGACCUCAGAUACUUUAAACAAUCAAUAUUGAUUGUACAAGAGGUGCUAUUGAAAUGAAGAGCAGGUGAAUUUGUUUACAACUGCCGUACAACCGUAGCAACUGCCAGUCAAAAAAAGGCUUGCUGCCAGUGUGGGUGGGGCUCUAACGCAGAGACGCUGAGGCGUCUCAGGGUCGGUU